This is a messenger RNA of Acanthochromis polyacanthus (spiny chromis), 435 nucleotides long. Its product is annotated as ankyrin repeat domain-containing protein 13C-B-like. NCBI's taxonomy places the organism in Eukaryota, Metazoa, Chordata, Actinopteri, Pomacentridae. The record is from RefSeq and is a predicted model, not a curated record.
AUGACAGACUCAGACCGGGAGGGAGGCUCAGCGGCGGCUCCCCGAAGCUCCGGGAACCGUCUGCAAGAUGACCGGGAGAAGAUCCGCUCCCUGCGGAAGGACCACGGGCCCGGCAAGGACGAGGACCUCCUGGAGCCGGACGAGGAGGCGGCGACCGGGACGUUCACGGCGGCCAAACCGAACUACCGGAGCCGGGCGAGCAAGAUCUUCAGCAACCACAAGUUAGUGAAGCAGAACCCGCCGGUCAACGACAACUCGGUACCGGCGGAACUCAUCGACGACAACAACAAGAACCCCGUCCUCCGAACCGCUCGACUUCCGGUGCACGAGUGCGUGUUCAAAGGAGACGUCCGCCGCCUGUCGUCGCUCAUCCGGACGCAGAACAUCGCGCAGAAGACGUCCACGGAAACACUCCCGCUGAUCUGGCCGUCAUGA